AACCAGAAGCUGCUGCUGGAAAACCAGCUCCUGCGGGAGAAGACCUGUAACCUUGCUCUGGAGAACCAGGAGCUUCGCUGCCGCCUGGGUUUGGAUGCUCUGAAGACAGAGGAGGAGAGCGAGUCCAAGGUUGUGAAGGAAUCUCAGGUGGAUGAGAUUAGAUUGGUGACCGGGUCCGCUGAGUCCGGCACUCAGACUACGUGUUCCUCUGCAGCAGGUGCAGGCCCAGCAGUCACUAUUUCUGAUAACUUCCACAUGGAUUCUGAUGGCAGUGACUCUUCAGACUCAGAGUCUGAUCUCCUAUUGGGCUUUCUGGACAGUCUGGACCCAGAGAUGUUUCUCGAAUAUGCUGAUUCAGAGUCAAUGUGCCUGGAAAAGCUGGAGGAAGAAAUCUGUGGAGAAACAAAUUCCGUAUCAACCUCCCCCUCUCCCUCUUUGGGGUCCCCAUCAGCUAAGCUGGAGGCCAUUAAUGAACUGAUAAGGUUUGAUCAUGUGUACACAAAGCCCCUAAUACUGGGGAUUCCUGUUAAAGUGGGCAACCAAACCAAUAUGCUAGUGAAAAUUGAGGAAGUAUCUCUCUCUCCAUCUGAAGACAAAGAUACCCCUGAGGUCCCAGUAUCUGUGAAAGAGGAACCUGUAGACAGCUUCAUGCCUGAACUGGGCAUCUCUCAACUGCUUUCCUCUCAUCAUAGCCUUGCAGCUUCAAGCUAUCUGUUGGAUGCCUGUAGUGACUCUGGAUAUGAAGGAUCCCCAUCACCCUUCAGUGAUAUGUCCUCUCCACUUGACACUGACCAUGCUCUCUUUCCCCAACUGAUCAGUGUCUAA
This is a messenger RNA of Phaethon lepturus (White-tailed tropicbird), 825 nucleotides long. It is a transcript of the gene XBP1, whose product is annotated as X-box binding protein 1. NCBI's taxonomy places the organism in Eukaryota, Metazoa, Chordata, Aves, Phaethontiformes, Phaethontidae. The record is from RefSeq and is a predicted model, not a curated record. Gene Ontology annotation, cellular component: nucleus. Gene Ontology annotation, molecular function: RNA polymerase II transcription regulatory region sequence-specific DNA binding; DNA-binding transcription factor activity, RNA polymerase II-specific.